CACCACCGCCGUCACUUCGCAGCCGAGCGAGCCUCCGUGCCCGACAUUAUCUUCAUCCUGACUCCGCAGGAAAGGAGGCUGAAAUGACGGAUGCAACCAUGGAGGCAACACCCGGGGACGCUUUAUUGACACCAGAGGAGCCGCUUUAAGUUUGCUGGAGGGAAGCAGAUGCGUGUGUCCCCCUCUUUACUUUCAUCGACCCCCUCCUCCUCCUCCGCUGGCAGAAAUUUAUAAAGAACAAAAAAUCCGACGAGGGAGGGAGGGAGAGGGUAGAUAUGCGCCGAGGCUGAAAUCGAGAGGCGAACCCAGGGAAAGAGGAGUAUUUUCUACACGGGACUUUCCCCCUCUUAGUACCCCAAACGGAGGGGGAAAAGUCGCAAUAUUGGCAACGAGAAGGAAUGGGCUUCUAAAGGCGUGAAAACGUCUACAAUUGUGGAUACUUUCUAUAUUUUUAUUUCGAAAAAAUAUGGCCGAGAACGUUCUGGACUCUGGCCCGCCUUCAGCCAAGAGGCCUAAACUCUCCUCUCCGGCACUUUCCGCCUCCGCCAGCGAUGGAAAUGAUUUUGGGUUUAUAGACUUGGAGCAUGCUCUCCCGGAUGAACUUAUCCUCCCCAGUGAACCAGUUCUGGUCAAUGAUGGGGACCUUAACCAGCUGAGCAGCAGUUUGCAAAGAGGACCUGGGGGUCUGGGUGCUGCAGGUGGCAAUGGGACAGCAGGAGGAAUGGGGCUGGGCUUCGGCCCAGGCCCUGGAGGGGAUACCGGGGUUGUUGGCGGAGGCCAGGAUGCAGUGGCUAAGCACAAGCAACUGUCAGAGCUUUUGCGUACAACCACAUCAAGUCAACAAGGGCAUCAAGGAGCCAUGGGAAGCCCCGGGGGCCCUACAGGGAUGGGGCAACACCUAGCGAACAUGAAGGCAUCCUCAGGUCAAGGGCCUCAGCAGAUGAUGGGCCAGCAGCAGCACCUCUCCACUCAGCAGCAGGCUAACAUGAUGCAGCAACAACAGACUGGAAUGAUGGGCAACAGGGGCAUGAUUGGUGUGCAGCAGAAAGCCAAUAACGGACAGCAGCAGUCGGGUAUGAUUGGGAACCAGGUGAUGAACGGCUCCCCCAGGAUGGGCUUCGGCAAUCAGGGGAUGGCUGGCAGCGGCAACAUGUUGGCCGACACUCUACAACAGCAAGGAGCUGGGGGGCAGGGAGCGUUGAGGGGACAACAGCACGGAGCGAUGAACAAGCCGGGAAUGAUGGGGAACCCGGGCGCCUCAUUUGGAGGCCCAUAUGGGGGUCAAGGAAGUCAAGGUCUGGGAGCUGCAGGGCUGGGCCCUCAACUCCAGAACAAAGGUCCGAUGGCCAACAGCCUGGCCCAGUUCAAUGUGGACAAGAAGAACCAGCCAAUGCAAGGAAUGGGUGCCAUGCCGCAGACAGGCGUGGGCGGUCCAACAGGUGCACCUGUGGGGGGAGCCCCGGGGAUGGUCCCCAGUGCGCAGGCAGGUCUGGCGGGCUACAACGCUCAAGCCUCUGCAGCGUCGGCGGCGGCCGGAGCGCCGCCCACGGCCGACCCUGAGAAGCGCAAGCUGAUCCAGCAGCAGCUGGUACUCCUGCUUCACGCACACAAGUGCCAGCGGCGGGAGCAGGCUAACGGAGAGGUGCGGCAUUGCAACCUGCCCCACUGUCGAACCAUGAAAAACGUCCUGAACCACAUGACCCACUGCCAGGCUGGCAAGUCUUGUCAAGUGGCUCACUGUGCGUCCUCCAGACAGAUCAUCUCCCACUGGAAGAACUGCACGCGGCAUGACUGUCCCGUUUGCCUGCCACUGAAGAACGCCGGGGACAAGAGGAACCCGCAGUGUGAGUCUCUUCUCAGCGUCGCUAGUUCAGGACUGGGAAGCUCGCUGGGUUCUCUCCCAGGCAGCCAGCCCAGUACUCCGAACAUCAACCCACCCAGCCAGAUUGACCCCAGUUCAAUAGAGAGAGCCUAUGCUGCCCUGGGGCUCACCUACCAGGGGAACCAGAUCCAGAGUCAGCCUGGUCAACCCAACAUGUCCGGCCAAGGGCAGGCCGGCAUGAGGCCUCUCAAUCCAAUGGGUGUUAAUCCGAUGGGAGUGAACGGUGGUGUGGGUGCCUCACCUCAGAGUCAACAAGCCAGUUUACUGCAGGACACCAUGAUGCAUCUAAAUGUGAAUAGCCAAAGUUUGAUGAAUGAUGCUGUAGGAGUUGGCUCUAUGCCCACAGCAGCCCCGCCCUCUGCCACAGGUAUAAGGAAAGGCUGGCACGAAGACAUAACACAGGAUCUCCGAAACCACUUGGUGCACAAGCUUGUCCAGGCCAUCUUUCCGACUCCGGAUCCUGCUGCGCUCAAAGACCGUCGAAUGGAGAACCUGGUGGCCUACGCCCGCAAAGUUGAGGGAGACAUGUACGAGUCGGCCAACAGUCGAGCUGAGUACUAUCACUUGCUAGCAGAAAAGAUCUAUAAGAUACAGAAGGAACUAGAGGAGAAAAGGAGGACACGGCUGCAGAAACAAAGUCAAGCCAUUGGACCCGGUAUGGGUCAGCCCCCGACUGGAUUGCCUCAGAACGGUCCACUCCCUGAUCCAUCAAUGGUGCGACCGCCUGGACCCAAUCAGAUGGUCAACAGGAUGCAAGGCCCAGGUAUGAACCAGUUCAACCAGAUGGGGAUGCCAUCUAUGGGUCAGAGGUCCACACCCCCUCUUCCCAUUGGCAACCAGCUCGGAAUGGUUGGGCCCAGAGUGCCACAGCCCAAUGUCAACCCACUCCAGAACCAGUAUCUGUCCCAUGGACAGUUUCCUGGGUCAGGGCCUGGAGUUGGAGCACCUCAGCCUGGAAUGGGCCAGCCUGGAGCCCAGGGGGGUAUGGCACAGACACAGAUGGGAACUCCUCCGUCCCUCUCGGUGGCUAGUCCUCUAGGACAGCCUGGUUCAGUCAGCGGUCCCAACGGGGUCCCCUCUGUGGGGCCGAUGGGCCCGCAGAGCGUGGGAGGCUGCGGUCCAAACUCCUCUGUUGGCCCCCCUGCUUCAUCUGUGACUUCAUCCAACCCGAACCAGCAAGCCAACUCCAUCCCCCAUUUGGGACCCAUGCGUGGCAGCUCUCCCUCCCCUGCACACAGUCGAUCCCCCACUCCCCAUCAAACGCCUCCCAGACUAGCAGGGUCCCAGACACCACAGCCACAUACCCCUGGAGCUCCGCAGUUGGCCCCACCCUUAUCCCUGCAGCAGAAUCCGCUCAGCCAGGGGCCCGGAUCCAACAAACCCCUCCAGCAGCAACACAUGGGCCCCUCUGGCUCAACCACUCCUUCUCACCCCGGACUGUCCUCCAGCUCGACACCGCAUGCCGGACAGCUGCCUCGCACUCCGUUGUCCCAGAAGGGCUCCUUCGCAGCAGACAGUCAGGCGAUGACUCCAGCGUCUGUCAGCAGUCUGGACGCUUCAUCUCAGCAGCCUCAGUCGAACACCUCCGCCACCAACCUGGAACUCAAGAUGGAGGCCAAGCAUCAGGAUGAGGAGGAGGAGAGCGACCCAGGCAGUUGCUCCAAAGGAGGGAAGCUGAGCAACCACAAAACGGAGGAAAAGCUUGUGAAAUCAGAAGUGAAGAAGGAGGAAUGUUCUGGGGACGGGGGUAAAGGAGUCCCUAUGGACACAUCAACUCCGCCGUCGGCCGUGAAGACUGAAGACAAGAAACCAGAGGUGAAGAAAGAGGUGAAAGAGGAAGAGGAGGGUUCAGAGGCCGCUGUUCCACAGGCGCCUGUGAAAAAGAAGAUCUUCAAGCCCGAGGAGCUCCGUCAGGCCCUCAUGCCUACGCUAGAAUCUCUUUACAGACAAGACCCAGAAUCUCUGCCGUUCAGGAUGCCUGUCGACCCACAGCUGCUCUGCAUACCUGACUACUUUGACAUCGUGAAGAACCCGAUGGACCUGUCAACUAUCAAGCGAAAGCUAGAUACAGGUCAGUACCAGGAUCCGUGGCAGUAUGUUGAUGACAUCUGGCUGAUGUUCAACAAUGCCUGGCUGUACAAUCGCAAAACAUCACGGGUCUACAAGUUCUGCUCCAAGCUGGCCGAGGUGUUCGAGCAGGAGAUUGACCUGGUCAUGCAGGGCCUCGGCUACUGCUGCGGGAAAAAGCUGGAGUUUUCUCCACAGACGCUGUGCUGCUAUGGGAAGCAGCUGUGCACCAUUCCCAGAGAUGCGGUUUACUUCAGCUACCAGAACAGUUCACCAACAUUUGGGCUUCUUGCUGACAGGUACCACUACUGCGAGAAGUGUUUCAACGAGAUCCAGGGAGAAACUGUUUCUCUGGGCGAUGACCCCACCCAGCCACAGACCCUCUGCUUUAAUUACAGGUCAAUAAACAAGGAUCAGUUUGAGAAAAAGAAAAACGACACACUGGACCCUGAGCUGCUGGUUGAAUGUACGGACUGCGGACGCAGGAUGCAUCAGAUCUGUGUUUUGCACAAUGAAACAAUCUGGCCAUCUGGAUUUGUUUGUGAUGGCUGCCUAAAGAAGACAAAUAAGACGAGGAAGGAGAACAAGUACUGUGCGAAAAGGUUGCCCCAGACUAAGUUGGGUAGUUUUCUGGAGACGAGGGUGAACGACUUCUUGAAGCGUCAGGCCAAUCCUGAAUCUGGAGAGGUCUUCAUUCGUGUCGUCCACGUCUCUGACAAAGUGGUGGAGGUGAAACCAGGAAUGAAGUCCAGAUUUGUGGACAGCGGCGAGAUGUCCGAGUCGUUCCCCUACAGGACAAAAGCCCUUUUUGCAUUUGAGGACAUUGAUGGUGUAGACGUCUGCUUCUUUGGCAUGCAUGUUCAGGAGUACGGAUCUGACUGCCCUCAGCCAAACCAGAGGCGAGUCUACAUCUCCUACCUGGACAGUGUACACUUCUUUAGGCCUCGCGCCCUAAGAACAGCAGUUUACCAUGAAAUCCUCAUCAGCUACUUGGAAUAUGUCAAGAAGUUGGGUUACACCAUCGGUCACAUCUGGGCUUGCCCUCCCAGUGAAGGCGACGACUACAUCUUCCACUGCCAUCCUCUGGAUCAGAAGAUCCCAAAGCCCAAGCGACUGCAGGAGUGGUAUAAGAAGAUGCUGGACAAAGCUGUAGCAGAGCGGAUAGUGCACGACUACAAGGACAUUUUCAAGCAGGCGACAGAGGAUCGUUUAACAAGUGCCAACGAAUUGCCUUACUUUGAGGGUGACUUCUGGCCCAACGUGUUGGAGGAGAGUAUAAAGGAGCUCGAGCAGGAGGAGGAGGAGAGAAAAAGGGAGGAGAACAGUACUUCUAAUGAGAGUAUUGAUGACACAAAAAGUGACAGCAAAAAUGCAAAAAAGAAGAACAACAAAAAGACAAGCAAGAACAAAAGUAGCUUGAGUCGAUCGAAUAAGAAGAAGCCAGGGAUGCCCAACGUUUCCAACGAUCUGUCGCAGAAGCUCUACGCUACUAUGGAGAAACACAAAGAGGUGUUCUUUGUGAUCCGGCUCAUCGCAGGCCCCAUGGCAAACGCCUUGCCCCCCAUCGUAGACCCAGACCCCCUGAUGGCAUGCGACCUUAUGGACGGCCGUGAUGCUUUCCUGACGCUGGCUCGGGACAAGCACCUUGAGUUCAGCUCGUUGAGGAGGGCUAAAUGGAGCUCCAUGUGCAUGCUGGUGGAGUUGCAUAACCAAAGCCAGGACCGUUUUGUUUACACAUGCAAUGAGUGCAAGCACCACGUCGAGACUCGCUUCCACUGCACAGUUUGUGAGGAUUACGACCUGUGCAUCACGUGUUACAACACUAAGGGCCACGAGCACAAGAUGGAGAAGCUAGGCCUGGGCUUGGAUGAUGAGAGCAGCAACCAGGCUGCUGCAACCACCCAGAGCCCGGGAGACUCCCGGCGUCUCAGCAUCCAGCGCUGCAUCCAGUCCCUGGUCCAUGCGUGCCAGUGUCGAAACGCCAACUGCUCCCUGCCUUCGUGUCAGAAGAUGAAACGGGUGGUCCAGCAUACGAAAGGCUGCAAGAGAAAAACAAACGGCGGCUGCCCCAUCUGCAAGCAGCUUAUCGCGUUAUGUUGCUACCAUGCUAAGCAUUGCCAGGAGAACAAGUGUCCGGUUCCGUUCUGCCUAAACAUCAAGCACAAGCUUCGGCAGCAGCAGCUGCAGCACAGGCUGCAGCAAGCCCAGAUGCUGAGGAGGAGAAUGGCCAGCAUGCAGCGAGUCGGCCAGCCACCGUCAGGCGGCCCGCCUGGGGGAAACAGUCUGCCGUCUCCAUGCGGCAACAACGGAGCAACCGGUCCCGCCACUCCUACAUCUGUUGGUACUCAACCUCCAACCCCGCAGACCCCCACCCCGGGUAACAUGCCCGCGCUUCCUCAGCCGCCAAUGGGUGGGAUUGUCAGUCCAGGUCAGCAACAAGGUGGUACGAUUCCUCCCCAACACCAUAUGCACCAUUUUCAGGCGGACGGGAUGAUGCUUUCUCCUCCACAGCAGCUGGUGUCACAGCUCCAGCAGCAGACGUCCAAUGUUCAGCAGCAGCAGCAGCAGCAUGCUGGUGGUUUGCCUCCAUACAACCCCAGACCAUCUGGACCGUCUCCUCUCCAUCAGUCGCUGGGGAAACCUGGACUCGGUCCAGCCACCCCACCCCAGCAGCAGCAACAAACCAACCAGGGACAAGGGUCCAUGCCUGUACAGGGCCAGCAGCAAGGGCCCCCUCUGGCUGCAGUAGAGACGGCCCUAAAAAUCCAACGGCUAGCAGAGACCCAAAGUCGCAUGGCUCAGGCCCAAGCACAGAUUCGUGGCUUGGGACAGGGUGGAAUGAUGCCCCAACAUCACCACCACCAGAACAGCCAGGCUCAGAUGGUAAUGCCCCACAUUGGGGCCCAGGGCAUGCCUCCCCAGGCUCAGGGAGUUGUUGGCAGGACUAUUUUAGAAACACAGCAACACGGACUCAUGGCUGGAAUGCAGCAAAGCGGAGCGCAGUCACAGUUGCCCCCGCAAGUUCAACAGCAGCUUCAGCAAACAAACCAGCAGUGGGGCCCCAGGGGGCCACCCAUGAACCCACAGACAAGGACAGGCAUGGUGGGUUCUAUGGCCCCACAGCAGCAACCUCCAAUGGCUCAACAGCAACCAAUGAAUCAGCAACAGCCCCAGGGAGGAAACCGAGGCUUAAUGCAGGUAUUGGGUGUUUCAGAAGGGGCGGCGGCCCCUGGGCCGAUUCAAGGAGGAGGUGGACCUGGAAACCUGCCCCAGGGAGCAGUUCAAGAUCUCCUGCGUACACUCCGCUCCCCAACCUCACCACUACAGCAGCAGCAAGUCCUCAACAUCCUCCGUUCCAACCCCACUUUAAUGGCAGCCUUCAUACGCCAGAGAACGGCCCGGUACCAGGGUGCUCAGGGAGGUCCUGGAGGAGCAGGAGGGCCGCCGACAGGGGGCCCUGGAGGUGUGAGGUUCCCAGGCUCUGCUGGAGCCUUGCCUAAUGUAGGAGGACCUGGAGGCAAUCAGCUUGGCAACUUGGACGGACAGCAACAGCUUAAUGUUAACCAGACAGGGAUGAAUAUGGCUCAGGGUGGAGCUGGGGGUGGAAAUGUGCCCACCAUGGCUCAGCUUCAGCAGCUACAACAGCAGCAGCAGCAGCAACAACAACAACAACAGCAACAACAACAACAACAGCGUCCAAUGUUGCCCGGGAAUCUACAGCAACAGCAGAUGGCCGCUCUGCAGCAGCAGCAACAGGGAGCAAUGCAAGCAGGGCAACAAGGCAACAUGGCAAGUAUGAACCCGCAAUUCAGAGAGCUGCUAAUGAGGAAACACCUGCAGCAGCAACAGCUGCAACAACAGCAGCAGCAGCAACAGCUGCAACAACAACAACAGCAGCAACAGCUGCAACAACAACAGCAGCAACAGCUGCAACAACAGCUGCAGCAACAACAGCAGCAACAGCUGCAACAACAACAGCUGCAGCAACAACAGCAGCAACAACAACAACAGCAGCAGCAACAGUUGCAGCAACAACAACAACAGCAGCAACAGUUGCAGCAGCAACAGCUUCAGCAACAACAGCAGCAGCAGCAGCAAAUGGCAAACCACGGGCAGUUCCAGCAACAAGCGCAAGGACAGCCGAGCUUUAUGCAACCCGGACAAGGACAGGCAGGGAUGCCUCCAUCCUCUCAACCACAGCCUACAGGCGGAGCGGUCGGGGUCCCGCAGCAAGGCGGACCACAGGGUGGGCCAGGACAGCUGGGCCAGCAGCAGGGGUACCCUAUGUCGCAGGUCACUGCAGCACUCCAGCAAAAGUUCCAGCAUCAUAUGCAGAUGCAGCAAAACGCAAUGGGCGGUCAUCAAGGACCGGAUAUCAGCGGCGGAGGUUCUGGAGGACCCCCACUCCAGCCUGGACAAGGUGGAUCCGGGGCGGGCCAACAGCAAGGCGGAGUCGGCGUAGCUGGCGGCGGACCGGCGUUGUCGCAGCUGGCCCAGGUUCACCAGAACCUCCAUCAGAGGGUCAUGCAUCAGGCGCACGUUGGAGGAGGCUCGCCCGGCCAGCACAGCAGUCCUAUGAGCCCCCAAAUGGCCCAGUCCCCCCACAUUCAGGGACAAGGAGGACUCGGUCCUGCAGGAUCGCUGGGCAGUCAGGUCCGGUCACCGCAGCCCUCACCCAGGCCACAGUCACAGCCCCCACGCUCCAGCCCCUCCCCACGCAUGCAGCCCUCCUCCCAGCCUCAGCCCUCGCCUCAUCGCAUUUCCCCACAGACCCAGACCGGCUCCCCGCACCCAGGACACCUCGCUCAGCAUCACCCCGGCAUGGCUCUGCCUCAGCCUUCGCAAGUCCAACAGGGGGCGAUGUCUCAGCAGCAGCAGCAGCCACCAGGUAGCUCUGUGGAUCCCAGUCAGUUCAGCUCUGACCAAAACUCCAUCAUGUCCCAGCUGAGCGGGAUGGCAGGGCUACACGGAGGUCAGGGCAGCCAGCCGGACAUCCUGGGGGGGAACAAUAACGGCAACAACAGCCAGGAGCUCGGGACAAACAUUAACCACAAUCUCAUGUAGCCUCGACUCCUGUCUGCGUUUGAGCUCUGUUGCCCCAGACGACAAGCUGCCAUAAAGGGACAGUGAGCUGGGGUUUUAGAAGUUUUUAUUUUCUAUUUAAACAUUUUUGUGAUGUAUAAAUACAAACUAAAGCUUCCUUCCUAUGGGAGAUGCGACUUAAAUCUUAGAAAUCAAUAAAUGAGUAAAUUAAAACAAUGGUAAGUUAUUGCUGUAAAUAUAUAUCUAUAUAUUUUUGCCAAUUGUGUACAAAAAGGCAGAAGGCUGGAGUUUCUGGCGGAGAUAUUUCUUCCUAAAUACGACAAUAUUUUCGGGGACUGAGUAUUUUGCCUUUUUAAGAUUUUUAGGAUUUCAAAUGUGGUUAAAAAAAGUUAGUGAAUUGUUAUGACGUACCAUAUAAAUAUAUAUAUAUUUUCCCCUCAAGGACCCUGUCAUGAUUGUAUCUGUGUUCCACAGUACGUUUAUGUUGUUCCCUCAGCAAAAGGUGAAAGGAACACCGACAUAUCUUCCGUUCCGGUGGGCUUCAGAACGCUGAACGCAGCUUUGUACAGGACUGCAGCAAAAUCCAGAUAUUUAUUUCGCUUAAGGAGGUUGUUUAGCUACCCAGGUUUGUUUUGUAGUCACGUUAGAGUCGGGGGGUUGUUAACGGUCAGCCUUUACAUCGUUCUGGGUGAUAUUUUUCACCUUUUUGGCCACAAAUAGCUUGGAAACCCAAAUGUCUGCGCUCACUUUUCAGCCUUUUUGUUAAUAUGCACACCUUCCCUACCCUGACCCCCUCCAUGCCGAUCACCUACAAAAUGUGGAGGAAUUCACGGCAGGUCGCCGGUUUAUCCCGUGAGGGUUGUAAAUACUUUCCAGCGCUGUUUUUUUUUAAUGUGACGUAUGAGAGAGAUGGAGCAGCAGGUUCCGCCUUCGCCCGCUACCUUAACGCUUUUCCUUUCAAUGAUUUCGCCUCUUUUGUUUCCGUCUUCAGCAACAAGGUUUGAUUUGUUAGUACUGUAAAAAAUAGGAAAUUGUGGACUUGGAUGCUGUCUUUUUUUUUGUUAAAAAAAAAGAAAAGAAAAAAAAAUCUAAAAAAAUGUAUAUAAAAAUCUGCAAUGUUUUUUUUUUUUUUUUUUUGCUCUUUUUACCCUUCUUUUCAUGGAAUAUGUGCUGUGUCUAAAACAAAGUGAGAGAAGUGCUCCUAAGCUACUGUACAGUAUUACUUUUUUUCUGUUUUCUAAAGUGUACAGUAUGGGUUGUUGUAGGUCACAAGCACCGAUGCGCCUUUUUUUUUAGUGUAUUUUUUGACAGCGUUUUGGAGAGGGUCGGGGCUAUCGCAACACACAGCGCCCACCUUAUUGUACAACAAAAAAACCUGCGUAAAACCUGCACAAAACGGAGCCAAAACAAGGGACGGAUGAGGCCUGACCUGAAAGACCUCAAAUUGGUUGUUCAGCAUUCUAUGGAGGGGACUGAAGACAAUUUUCACACGCUUACCAUUUGAUUUUCUCCAAAAGUUGGGCUUGCUGGGUAUGGGGAAGGAACACAUCAAACCAGGUUGCAAUAUAUCUUGAGACUUAUUUUAUAAAUAAUAAGAAAAAAACUAGGAUAAACUGUCUUUUAUAUAUAUAUAAAUAUAGAUAUAUUAUUUAAUUUUAUUUUUUUGGAAAUAAAACUUGAAGCUACAGGAAUUAUUAGAUAAAAAAUGUUUUGUUUUUCUAUUAAAGGUGUUUAUGGUGAUGCAAAAAGACACUGCAGACAGUUAUGUUUUGCCCCGGCGAGGCUUUGGAGUCCAUUAUACCAUCCUUUUGAUGAGAUGUUUUAUGUACAUGAAUAAAGUUGUAUACAUAUUGAAUCACUGUACAAACACAUGGCAACUGAACAAAUUUUGUCUUUUUGUUUUCCUAAAAAGAGACUGGAAAUAAGACUAUUUAAAAUUGUUUAGUAUUCAAAUGAAAGCGCUGACCACUUUUUUUCCUUCAAUUUCUUUUUUUUUUUUUUUUGUUCCUCUUAACAAUUGUGGUGCUUGCUGAGAGAAAGCAAAAAUAACUGUUGCUCCAUUUUUUUUAAGUUAUUUUGGUGGUCUGAUUGUUUUUUGCCAAUAAAUUAAUUGUACAAUAAAGUAUGUUUGUACUAUUGGAAACA
Fundulus heteroclitus (mummichog) is the source of this 11137-nucleotide messenger RNA. It is a transcript of the gene ep300a, whose product is annotated as E1A binding protein p300 a. The record is from RefSeq and is a predicted model, not a curated record. Gene Ontology annotation, biological process: positive regulation of transcription by RNA polymerase II. Gene Ontology annotation, molecular function: zinc ion binding; transcription coactivator activity; protein binding. Gene Ontology annotation, cellular component: histone acetyltransferase complex; nucleus; transcription regulator complex. The transcript has 31 exons. Lineage: Eukaryota; Metazoa; Chordata; Actinopteri; Cyprinodontiformes; Fundulidae. The coding region runs from base 467 to 9013 and encodes 2848 amino acids.